Molecule: messenger RNA, 1952 nt
Organism: Tachysurus vachellii
Lineage: Eukaryota; Metazoa; Chordata; Actinopteri; Siluriformes; Bagridae
Gene: tmem69
Product: transmembrane protein 69
Exons: 3
Coding region: 143-895 (250 amino acids)
Source: RefSeq, a predicted model, not a curated record
CGGGACUUUUAUUAUGUAGAAACAUUCGCCAUGUUGCUAGAUGUAGCUGUUGACCUCCGUAUGUGCCGUUGAAUUAUAAUGUGACACCAGAAGUAGUUAUUAAUUUAGAGCAUUUUUGGAAACUCUAUGAAAGGAUAGCAAAAUGUCCAUAGCUCUAAUAGGAGGCCGUUUGGGUGCCAGCUUCUGGUGUGGGAAGUGGAGCAGACUUCAGCCUAUAUCCAAAAGGUUUGUCUUCUCCAGCCACCAGAUCCAACGCUCUAUGUUUUUCACAAAAACCUGGAGUUGCCCUCUGCAUCAUAGAAACGCAGCAGGUUCCCUCAUCCGAGCUGAAUCCAUCCACACGUCGUCACAGAGACUGAAGAAACGGCAGCCAGACGAAGCUCCUCCACGUGAACUUGACUUGCUUCGUUAUGAUCUGAAGGUUCUGAAGAAAGCCCCCAAACCAGCGUUGUAUUUAGGAUUUUCCGGUCUCAUACCGUUUGUAUCCGCUCCGUUAUUCAUGGCCGUCACAGAGACCUACGUUCCUGAAUUAGCUUAUGCUCAAGUUGUGUACGGAGCCGCCAUUGUUUCCUUUCUCGGCGGCGCUCGUUGGGGCUUCGCCUUACCCGAGGGCAGCCCUGCGAAACCCGAUUGGCUGAACCUAGCCAACAGUGUUGUUCCCACUAUAAUAGCGUGGGCAGCUUUGCUGUUCAGCCACAACAUUAUUCAGUCUGGCAUGCUAGUGAUCAUGGGCCUGGGAAUAUCGCUUCAUUACGACCUGGCACUGUUACCCACUUACCCCAGCUGGUUCAAGGCACUGAGGACAAUCCUCACUACAGUAGCUUUCUUCUCUUUACUGGCCACUAUAGUUCUUAAAGGAUUCUAUCCAGAGAAGAGAUAUCUGACCCAGGAAUAAUUUUUCUUUUUUGUAUGUAAAUCUCACUUUAACUUCAUAAUAUAAUGCAUCUGUUUUAACCUAUACCUGUCAUACCAAGCCUGUUUUCAUCCUGGAAACAAUAGGAAUAUCACAUUUGUACAAUUACACAAUUGACACAAUUGUAUUAAUGAAUGAAAUAAUCGUAACUCCAAGAGGUAUAGAUUUUAAACACGUGCUGACAAGAUUGUGAAUGUUUAAAUACUGAUAUUAUCACUAUAUGACAUUGUCACACCCACUGAUCAUACAUACGCAGCCAUAUUUACAACAGAAGGCAAAUAAAACAUCAUGUUCAAAUUGCUGUCUUAUUUUUCUACAUUUAAACAUGAAAUUAAAUUAAAAUGUUUAGCGGUAUUGAAUGACUCAUUUACCAUCUUUCCCCCCUCCGUAUUUAUAAUGAAGAUCUAUUGUGAAAAAUUUUGUUUCAUAUAAUAUAAUGAAUAAUAAAUUAAUACCAGGAAAAAAAAACCCAAUGAUUUUCCCUCUAGUUUUCAACUAUUUAUUAUGGGAUAUUUUCACUCAAAAAUGUUUUCAGCGGAAUUUGAAAAAAAUAUUAAUAUACUUUUAUCCAUUAAUUCACUUUUAUUCCUUCAUCUAACUACAAUUGUAAUGUUAUUAAUCCAUAUAUAGAUCUUAAAUUUGGUUAAUCAUUUCACUGGUUGCUUCUCUUUCACUGAUAUUCUAGUUAUAGCCUGCUUUAAGACGACCCCUAUCUCACAUCUAUAGUAUUCAGGGGACACAUUCCUGUAGUCCACAGCUCUUAAAACCAGACAUAAACCUAAGCUCCACUUAGCAGCUUGUGUAGAUUUGACUUUUCGGAAGAGUUUGAGGUUUUUUUGUUUCUUGGUAAAAUGGUAAGUUGUAGGUUUUAUUUUUGUUUCAUUAACAAAAAAAGUGAUGCUGGUGAGGGAUGACCAUUUAUAGCUGCUGUAAAAAACUUGACCGGUCCUAAUUUUAAUUGUGGACGUUCUACAUUAUUAACUGGAUCUAUAAACAGCUAAAGUUUUGUGGUUUGUUAAUAAAUAAAAAGUUGCAGUCA